Paramecium sonneborni is the source of this 134-nucleotide messenger RNA. NCBI's taxonomy places the organism in Eukaryota, Ciliophora, Oligohymenophorea, Peniculida, Parameciidae. The record is from the annotation of a GenBank genome assembly.
AUGAAAUGCAUAACAAUAUAAUCAACCUUGAAUUCUUUUAGUAAAUAUGUCUAUUAAUAUUUGUCUUAGGAUUUUCAAGUUGUAGAGAAGGUCGGAAAGAUUAUGACAGACANUAGAAGAUGGAAUUGAAAUGA